AUGACAUCAAAGGAGGACGCGAAAUGCGCUGCCGUUGAAGAGAGAAGGCGAAGUCCGUUGGAUCAUCUUCCGCCGCCAGCAAAUUCCAACAAACCGCUCACGCCAUUCAGCAUCGAGGACAUUCUCAACAAACCCUCGGUCAAGCGAAGUUAUACAAUUUGCGGGACAGCGCACCUUAUUUCCUCGGCAGAAAAACACCCUCCACCGGGUCUUCCCCUGUCCAGUCGGCCACUUCUCUCCCAGACGUCUCCACUUUGCGCCCUGGAGGAGCUAGCCAGCAAAACCUUCAAAGGACUAGAAGUGAGUGUUCUUCAGGCGGCUGAAGGGAGGGACGGAAUGACUUUGUUUGGUCAACGGAACACUCCAAAAAAGCGAAGGAAGUCAAGAACGGCGUUCACUAAUCAUCAGAUCUAUGAACUUGAAAAAAGAUUUCUAUACCAGAAAUACUUGUCUCCUGCUGACCGAGAUCAAAUCGCCCAGCAACUGGGGUUAACGAAUGCCCAAGUCAUCACAUGGUUUCAAAACCGCCGAGCCAAACUCAAGCGUGAUUUGGAAGAAAUGAAAGCCGACGUGGAGUCGGCCAAGGCGCUGGGUUCAGUACCUUUGGAGAAAAUGGCCAAACUGGCUGACCUCGAGAAAUGCGCCAACGGAACACUGGGACGUCCGAGGUCCGAGUCGCCGACGCUAUCUAGCCAUGAGCAGGACAUCUCGAACAAACUGCGGUUGUCUCCGCUGUCCCCAUAUACUGACAACACAACAAGUAAAGAAUGUUCGGAGGACGAGGACGAGGACGUGGAAAUUGAUGUCGACGACUGA
Messenger RNA from Conger conger (European conger), 816 nucleotides. It is a transcript of the gene lbx1b, whose product is annotated as ladybird homeobox 1b. Gene Ontology annotation, biological process: regulation of DNA-templated transcription. The record is from RefSeq and is a predicted model, not a curated record. Gene Ontology annotation, molecular function: DNA binding; DNA-binding transcription factor activity, RNA polymerase II-specific. Lineage: Eukaryota; Metazoa; Chordata; Actinopteri; Anguilliformes; Congridae. The transcript is spliced from 2 exons. Bases 1 to 816 code for a protein of 271 amino acids.